This is a messenger RNA of Scomber scombrus (Atlantic mackerel), 5388 nucleotides long. RefSeq names its product adhesion G protein-coupled receptor L3.1 (gene adgrl3.1). The record is from RefSeq and is a predicted model, not a curated record. Gene Ontology annotation, biological process: synapse assembly; brain development; cell surface receptor signaling pathway. The coding region runs from base 1 to 4641 and encodes 1546 amino acids. Gene Ontology annotation, molecular function: carbohydrate binding; G protein-coupled receptor activity. Gene Ontology annotation, cellular component: axon; membrane; cell-cell junction. Lineage: Eukaryota; Metazoa; Chordata; Actinopteri; Scombriformes; Scombridae. The transcript is spliced from 24 exons.
AUGUGGACCAGAUGCCUGCUCUUCGUCUCAAUCUUGUUUGCUCCCAUUGCCAUUGCCUCCAGCCGUGCCCCUAUCCCCAUGGCAGUGGUGCGUAGGGAGCUGUCCUGUGAGUCCUAUCCCAUCGAGCUUCGCUGCCCAGGCACAGAUGUCAUCAUGAUCGAGAGCGCCAACUACGGCCGCACUGAUGACAAAAUCUGUGAUUCGGACCCCGCCCAGAUGGAGAACACUAGAUGCUACUUGCCUGAUGCAUACAAGAUCAUGUCGCUAAGAUGCAACAACCGGACCCAGUGUGCUGUGGUGGCCGGCCCUGAUGUCUUCCCUGAUCCUUGCCCUGGCACAUAUAAAUACCUGGAGGUCCAGUAUGAGUGUGUUCCUUACAAAGUAGAACAAAAAGUAUUUCUUUGUCCUGGCAUUCUGCGAGGAGUGUACCAAAGCGAGCAUCUCUUUGAGUCAGACCACCAAUCCGGUGCCUGGUGCAAAGACCCGCUGCAGGCCUCAGACAAAAUCUAUUAUAUGCCCUGGACUCCGUACCGCACAGACACCUUGACAGAGUACUCAUCAAAGGAGGACUUUAUCGCUGGCCGUCCCACCACCACCUACAAACUCCCACAUCGUGUGGAUGGGACUGGCUUUGUUGUCUACGAUGGGGCACUCUUUUUCAAUAAGGAGCGCACCCGCAACAUUGUAAAGUUUGACCUACGCACGCGCAUCAAGAGUGGUGAGGCCAUUAUUGCGAAUGCCAACUACCAUGACACCUCACCAUACCGCUGGGGAGGCAAGUCAGACAUCGACUUAGCGGUAGACGAGAACGGACUGUGGGUGAUCUAUGCAACAGAACAGAACAAUGGGCGCAUUGUGGUGAGCCAGCUCAACCCCUACACCCUGCGGAUCGAAGGCUCCUGGGACACCAGCUAUGACAAACGCUCUGCAUCUAACGCCUUCAUGAUCUGCGGAGUCCUGUAUGUGGUGAAAACUGUCUAUGAAGACGACGACAACGAAGGAACAGGGAAUAAGAUCGAUUACAUGUACAACACUGAUAAAAGCAAGGAGAUGACUGUUAACAUACCAUUCCCUAAUUCUUACCAGUACAUUGCAGCAGUGGAUUACAACCCUAGAGACAACCUGCUGUAUGUGUGGAAUAACUAUCACGUGGUCAAGUACUCAUUGGAUUUUGGCAACAAUGACUACCGCCCUCCCAUGAUCCCUCCAAACCGAGGAGGGGGAGGAGGAGGUGCAGGUGGUGGGGGUGGUUCCUCCUCUUCUUCGACAAGCCGCACCACCACCACUCGUUCUCCACCCUUUUACACCACCCCACGGCUUCUUCUCACCACCUUGCCCGGCCAACGUUAUCGAACCACCACCACAGUCCGCCAGCCCAUCCUGGUUCCUGCGGGAGGCUCAUCGUCUGAUACCAAUCAGAUUCCAGACACCAACCAGAAAGCUGGAGGACGCUCCCCUCCAGUGCAGGUCCCUCCAGCGGCCCCGCAGCCCCCUUUCUUGCCUCCCCAGGACUUUUGCAGUCCAAGAGUGACAGCUGAAAUAUCGUGGCCCCGGACACAGCAAGGCCAGACAGCCAAGCAGCCCUGUCCAGUUGGGACACUUGGCGUGACUACAUACGUGUGCGUGGCCCACUUGGGCUACUGGGAUCCUCAAGGCCCUGACCUCAGCAACUGCACAUCGCCCUGGGUCAACCAAAUUAUGCAGAAACUCCGUUCGGGCGAAACAGCAGCGCUUGUGGCCAGAGAUCUGGCAGAGCAGACCAAAGGGCUCCUGCGUCCUGGCGAUGUGCCAUCUACUGUGCGGGCAAUGGCCCAACUGGUCGAACUGCUAGACGUCCAACUUAGGAACCUCACCCCCGGUGGCAAGGACAGUGCUGCACGCAGCCUCACCAAGCUUCAGAAGAGAGAAAGGUCCUGCAGGUUUUUCACACAGGCGAUGGUGGAGACGGUGAAUAAUUUGCUGCAGCCACGAGCCCAGACAGCAUGGAAAGAGCUGUCCACCAGUGAGCAGCUGCACUCGGCCACUCUGCUCCUCGAUACCGUGGAGACGGGGGCUUUUAUGUUGGCUGACAACCUCCUCAAGACUGACACUGUGCAGGAAACCACUGACAACAUUCAGCUUGAAGUGGCCAGACUGAGCACGGAUGGGAACCUUGCAGACUUGACGUUCCCUCAGUCGGAGCUACAUGGAAACUCCAUCCAGCUGUCAGCCAGCACUCUCAAACAGCACGGAAGAAACGGUGAGAUCAGGAUGGCCUUUGUCCUGUACAGGAACUUGGGUUCUUACCUGUCCACAGAGAAUGCCAGCGUUAGACUGAGCAGUGAGGCUGUCUACCCUAAUUACUCUGUUAUCGUCAACUCCCCGGUCAUCACAGCAUCCAUUAACAAGGAGAGCAAUAAGGUUUACCUGUCUGAGCCUGUGGUCUUCACCGUCAAACACUUGCAGCAUUCGGAAGAGAACUUCAAUCCCAACUGUUCGUUCUGGAGCUACUCCAAGCGCACCAUGACGGGAUUCUGGUCUACACAGGACUGUCGUCUGCUGGCCACCAAUCGCACACACACCAGCUGCUCCUGCACACACCUCACCAGCUUUGCCGUUCUCAUGGCCCACGUGGAGGUCAAGAAAGCAGACAGCAUGCAUGACCUGCUCCUGGACGUGAUCACGUGGGUGGGAAUCCUCUUGUCGCUGGUUUGCCUGCUUAUCUGCAUCUUCACCUUUUGCUUCUUCCGUGGGCUGCAGAGUGACCGCAACACCAUCCAUAAGAACCUCUGCAUCAGCCUCUUCAUUGCUGAGUCACUGUUCCUGGUCGGGAUCAACAGGGCCGAUCAGCCGAUUGCCUGUGCAGUUUUUGCGGCCCUGCUCCAUUUCUUCUUCUUGGCAGCCUUCACCUGGAUGUUCCUGGAAGGGGUACAGCUCUACAUCAUGCUGGUAGAGGUGUUUGAGAGCGAACACUCCAGGACUAAGUACUUCUACCUGGCAGGAUACGGCGUGCCUGCUGUCAUAGUAGCCGUCUCCGCCGCAGUGGACUACAGGAGCUACGGCACCGACCGAGUGUGCUGGUUGCGAUUGGAUACAUACUUUAUCUGGAGCUUCAUAGGCCCUGCCACACUUAUCAUCAUGCUGAACGUAAUCUUCCUCGGUAUCGCUCUUUAUAAGAUGUUCCACCAUACAGCCAUUCUCAAACCAGACUCUGGAUGUCUGGACAACAUCAAGUCUUGGGUGAUCGGGGCCAUAGCCCUGCUGUGUCUACUGGGCCUCACCUGGGCUUUCGGCCUGAUGUACAUUAACGAGAGCACCGUGAUCAUGGCGUACCUCUUCACCAUCUUCAACUCUCUACAGGGCAUGUUCAUCUUCAUCUUCCACUGCAUACUGCAAAAGAAGGUGCGUAAAGAGUACGGCAAAUGUCUGCGUACUCAUUGCUGCAGCGGCAAAAGCGUGGAGACGUCAAUCUCCUCCUCCAGUAAGACCACCACCUCACGGACCCCAGGCCGCUACUCCACAGGCUCACAGAGUCGUAUCAGGCGGAUGUGGAAUGACACUGUGAGGAAGCAGGAGUCUUCCUUCAUCACUGGAGACAUAAACAGCUCUGCCACGCUCAACAGAGGAGCCAUGGCUAAUCAUCUUAUAACUAAUGCUCUCCUUCGUCCCCAUGGUACUAACAAUCCUUAUAACACUCUCCUGGGGGACUCGGCAGUCUAUAACAACCCAGCCGUGGGCAUGUACAACACCCAAGCACCUUACCGAGACACAAAGGGCAUCCUGAACAACGCAAGAGACUCCAGUGUUAUGGAUACACUCCCUCUUAAUGGUAACCAUGCCAACAACUACAGCAUGGCCAGCAGUGAGUACUUGAGUGACUGCGUCCAGAUUUUAGAUCGUAGUGGUGGCUACGGCACCCACAGUAACCACAAGGAGACGACCUUGGAGAAGAAGAUCCUCAAGGAGCUAACCUCCAACUACAUCCCAUCCUACCUCAACAACCAUGAGAGGGCCACUACGGAGCGCAAUCACAACCUGAUGAACAAGCUGGUCAACAGCAUUGGUGGGUGUGUGGGCAGCAAUAAAGAGGACAGUGGUCCCAUGGUGCUGGACAACCCUGUAGCCUUCCCCCAUGAGGAGAACCUGGGUUUGGAGAUCAUCAGAGAGGAGUCCAAUGCGCCUCUCCUGCCACCACGGCCCCCUCCACCAGACAGUCACCCACCACCUCCUCCUCCUCCUCACAGCUUCUCCAGGCCCCGACGCAUUCCCCAGGAGACCAGUGAGAGCUUCUUCCCCCUGCUGACCAAUGAGCACACUGACGAGCAUUCGCAUUCACCCAACCACAGAGACUCGCUGUACACCAGCAUGCCAGUGCUGACGGACCUCCCGGAUGGGCAGAUGAACGGUUUAACAGAUGGAGAGGAAGAAAGUUCUGGGGAGCUGCAGCCCUGUAAGAGUGCCACUGCUCCGGAGCUAGAUGAUGUUUAUUAUAAGAGCAUGCCAAACUUGGGCUCCAGGAACCACCUUCAUGAGCUACAGAGCUACUACCACAUGGGCCGUGGUGGCAGCGAUGGAUACAUGGUGUCCGCCAACAAGGAGGAGUCUGAUUCGUCGCCUGAGGAGCCACCCAUAGACCCUUCCCACCUGGUUACCAGUCUAUAGAGCCAAUCAAAAGACUUCUAUCCCUCCCUAGCCUACUCUCACACUUCCAACCUUCCAGUGAAAAUCAUUCUGUUGUUGACUGACAAACUGAGCUGACCUGCCCCUGGAUUGAUGUGCUGUGAGCGACAUUAACUAUGGUUUAUAACAAAAUGGUGGAGAUAUGACUGGUCAAAGGAAAGCAGGGACUGAAUGUAUUGUCAUAUAUGGUGCCGACUGAGAGGGUGGCUCUGAGUGACAUUUUGUGAACAUCAAACAGGAAUAGAACUUCUAACCUGGAAAGGAAAGGAAGGGGGAGGGAUUCUGUAAUUUUACCCCACCUGUUAACUUUAAUUUGGAAUCUUGGAUUGAGCGUAGCCCUUCAAGUUCCCCAAUAUGGACCUCCAGCAGAACAUAGCAUAUAGUUUCCACUACCACUACUACAGGGGUAUGGCCCCCAGCGCUGGUUAAAGGAACAGUCUGUUUGUUUGUCUGUAUGUCUGUCUCUGUCUCACUCUAAAGACAUGUACUGGGAUAACAUUUCCACUUCUUCAAAUGGUAGAGCAGGAUGAUAAACUCUGGUGUUCACAACAUAAACUUGCCUAAAAAAGGCCCCACCCCACUACCUGCCAAUCAAGUGGAGGAUGUAUGAUAUAUGCCCUCACUACCAAUCCCAAAAACUACUUUACUGGGCAACCGAACUGUAACCAUAUCACGCUGAUGUUCUGAACUCUCUUCCUGUUCGUAUCUGCUAAACUGGAGUUGUGUCUG